AUGUUCAACACGCUUUCACAAUCAGAACGACAACACCCUCACUCUCAACACCAACAUGACCCUCAACCCGACCCGGAUGCCCAUGCUCGUCGAUGGUAUCAGCUCACCACUCUUCCACCUCGCUACGCUCGUCUUUCAACCCUCGCCCAAUGUCUAAACUCACACGUCGCACCACCACUCAACCCCUCUGAAGCUUGUCUUUGGUUGGAUCAGACGGCGGCCACUGUGGAUGUCGACGUGGAUGUCGACGUGGAUGUCGACUCUGACCUCAACAGUCAACUUGGAGAUAUGAAUCCCAUCCACACGUCGAGCUCAUCAUCCCAUCUCAGAGACAGAUCCGAUAUCGAACAAGCACCUCGCAAACGACCCAAAACUUCAGAUCAUAGGCAGCUCAGUUCGGCCAAGCUGCGAGCUCAACGUAAAAAGACUUCAGCUGCGGGGGCGAGUAAACCUUGGAGUAAGAGGUCUCAACUUUGGUGGGACUCUUUCAGAUUGAUGAACCCUUCUUUGAGUCAUUUGACUUUCACCCUCAGCGACAUUCCUCUCCUCAACUCCAUAUCCCGACUCCGUACCCAACUCCGUACCCUCCCUCCAACCGACCCUUCUCAAGCCCAUUUCAUCCAAGAUUGGCAGAGACUUCUGAUCGAACAAGAAUCCCGUCGAACCGAAUGGACCGACCGCUAUAUCUCUCAUUUCCAAGACAUUGUCUCGUCUGUGACCGAUCCAAACGAUUGGCAAAGGUAUAAUUACGAUACGUAUUCCGAGAGACCUGACGAUUCGACGGAUUGGUCAGUCAUGUCAUUCGAUGAGAUACCACUCCAACUGGAAUUCUUUAACAAUUACCUCACUCCAGCCAAUCGCGUCGUUAGUAGAGGCAAACAUCUCUUCAAGGAAGGAGGAAAAGGGUUGGAUAGAAGGUUCUCUUACGCUGCGGCUGUUGGGACUGGGACGACAGAUUUUAUAGCUUUGAGUGGGGUAAAUCCAAGUAUUUCUCUUUCCACAUCUACAUCUGCUUCGUCAACUGUUUCUUCAUUUCAACCCUCCCCGGCUUCAGCUCCUUCCCUUACCGCAGUCCCUGUUUCAGGAUCUUCUCACCUCACCCCCACCUCAACUCCAACAGGCAUCUUUCACAUCUCUCGUCAACGUCCCAUGACCCCCACACCGGACGGACGACCCCCCAUGACGUUUCAUCAAACGGUUGGAAUCAUCGAAUUCAAACCUUUCCUCACCCUCCGAGACAUCCUCGUCUUCCUUUUCUUCAUGUCGUUCAACAAUAGUAUUUCUCUACGAGUAUGGGACGGUUCGUCGAAAUCUGCACCAAACGUUGAGAAUGAUCAAGCCAACGUGGUUUCGGCUGCUCUUAGGUGGUAUCUCGUUCAGAUAUUCCAACAAUUCCAUAAAAACCAAACCCCCCUCGGUCUCUUAUCAUCCUACGAAGCAGGUGUCCAACUCGUCCUUUCCUCUCAAGGACACAUCCAAGUAUCCCGUUUGAUCCUACGUGACCCAUCGGAAGAAAAUGUGAAACGUAUAAAAACCGAAUUCGCACCCAUCAUCAGAGAAACUUUCCAUCCAUACAUUGUCGAUGAUGAUCGAUGGGACACCGUCUUGUCAUCACGAUCUAGCAGAGCUUCUUUCCUCGAAGUAGUGACAAGCAUGUUGAUUCCCCCCCUCGAUCUCGGUCGAUCUCAGGUUCCUUUCCGAUGGGUUUUACCACCCAAGGUCGCUUCCGUUUCCGGCCCGUCGCUGUUGUCUGGGGUCUCUGGGAGAGGUAAAGAGGGACGAGGUCAAACGGAACAGAGUAACGAAAACGAAAUGCAUACUACUCAACAACAACAACGAACCCACAGUCAUUCGAAUCAUCACCCUUUGACACAUUUCAUCCCUCAUGUCACUCUACCUUUUCCCACCUUGUUCACCUCUCAUGGUUUGGUCACGCCUCGUAUUCCUGGUUUACAAAAAGAUCAUCCGGUACCCUCUGGUGCAGAAGAUGACCAUCCAUCGGAAGCGUUGCUUCCAAGUUCAGCGGAUUGCAUCGAGGAAUCAUCAGCACCUCGCGUUUCGAAUGUCGACGACAAAUUCAGUCAUCAAGAUCUGAAUGUAAAACCUCUUGUUCAUAAAAUCACAACACCGACCGUCCAAAAUUGGAACCUGAUCUAUCCUAAUCCUACAAGUCAACCCAACAGGUUAUCCGAUAUCACUCAAAUUUCCGAUUCUGAUUCUUCCCGAAAGACCAACACCAACACGGACAUGACUUUGGUAGAUUCUCCAGAGAGUCCUUUCCGGAAUUUACCGGGGUAUAUCAGACGUGUCAUUGAAUCUUCCCUAAAUGAGUCGGAUAGGGAUGUUCACCGUUCAUCAGAGUCAGAGUCGGAUAGGGAUGCUGAUCAUUCAUCAGAAUCAGAGCCAGAGUCAUAUCCAAAAAAGUUGAAUAUGAACAUGUCGUAUCGUAAAGACACAAAGAUGGAUCAAGAUAUUGACCAUGCGGAAGAGUUUGAUCAAAACGAGUUGAAUACGAAUAUCCACGAGUCAGAGAAGGUCAUCCGUCAUGUGGUCGAGUCUGAUCAGAUAAAUUCGGAUGAGACGACGGACAAGACUUUGUUGAUAGAUAUGGAUGUCGACCAAAAAUCGAAUAUUCAUAGGACCCAUUCAAUCCCAUUCGGAUCUCUCCGAAAAGUGUCAAUCACGAGCAAGAACACGAACCACCAUCUGGAACAAGACACACAAACCCAGUCCAAAUUGACAGACCUAGGUCUACCACACCCACCCAGACCGACACCGAAAUUACCGAUGACCAUCGACUUGACGUACCUCUUAGGUAGAGGAAGGUUGUUCACCACGUGUUUAGCAAACGUUUGGUUCCCGAAUUCCACCUCACCCGUCGUGGUCGUUAUCAAAUUAUGCGACCUUUCUCAGUUUAGUAACCACUGCGAAUCUCCGGAUCCAAUUGGACCUCAUUGUGAACAUGGUACCGGUGAAUCUGAACCGACCAAAUCCUCAGAUACCCUGACAUCGACGCCGUUACACGCUCAAUACACUGGGGAACAAGCCAGACAUCACGUCAUGAAUGAAGCCAGGGUAUUGUGCGGUCCUUUAGCUCGGCUACAGGGUCAGUGUGUACCGAGGUUUUAUGGUUUGUGGGAGUUGACAACGGGUGAAUCCCUGAGCGUCAACUCGAGACAGGAAUCAACAGAGAUGAAGGGUGGUGGUACUAUCAGAGACGCACCGACAGGUAGUAUGACCAGGCCGCAACAAGCCAUAGAGAUGAUGAGCGGUAGUAUAAUCAAACCAUUACAAUCCACAGAAACGAUGGGACGAGGAUCAGGAUCAGAAAUGGGAACGGGAACUGGGCCUGACAAUUCACACGUCUCAACUGAAAAAGAAACAACGGUUUCACAAGCUCUGAAAGCCAUCGACCUUAUCCAUCAAUCCGACGUCAUCCACGGAGAUAUCAGAGCCAGACAUCUGUUGGUACAUCCGGACAGACGCGAGUUGGUAUGGUGCGAUUGGGAAGCCAGUAGGGGGAGUCUGAGUACGAAUGAUAAGGAGGGAGAGAGACGGUUGGUCGAGGGGGUCGGAUGGUCACGUCAAAAUCAAACGAAACGAAACGAACUAAUAACUGUGCCCCAAAUGUCUAUCUACCCCGUCAACUCGCAGAAAGACGAAUACGGAUCAAGGUUUAGAGGUCAUAUCAACGUUUUGGAUGAAUGA
Molecule: messenger RNA, 3708 nt
Organism: Tremella mesenterica DSM 1558
Lineage: Eukaryota; Fungi; Basidiomycota; Tremellomycetes; Tremellales; Tremellaceae
Exons: 5
Coding region: 1-3708 (1235 amino acids)
Source: RefSeq, a predicted model, not a curated record